Leptomonas pyrrhocoris is the source of this 1339-nucleotide messenger RNA. RefSeq lists its product as hypothetical. The record is from RefSeq and is a predicted model, not a curated record. Bases 47 to 1339 code for a protein of 430 amino acids. The transcript has a single exon. NCBI's taxonomy places the organism in Eukaryota, Euglenozoa, Kinetoplastea, Trypanosomatida, Trypanosomatidae.
AGUUGUUUUCAACACUUCCAGCAGCAAUAGAUACACUUCUCUUUUCAUGGAGUACAAGGAAGACUUCGAGGUUGUGACCGCGGCGGACGGCACGAGUGCGCUGUCCGUCACCCUCGCCUGUGCCACCGUGAGGGAGCACUACGAUCGCACCACAACGGCGCACUCGAGCGUCGCCUCCGAUCCGGCGGAGGUGUGCAGCACGGGGUUGCGGGUGUAUGAAGGGGCGCAGGUGCUGGCCGCUUUCAUGUACCGCUACGGCGUAGCACUGCUUCCUCCUGUGUUGGGAGAAGAAGCUGUCACAACAUCACCCGAGAGCGGCGGCACGUCUGGAGCGCGGAACGUGUGUCCGCCUCCAUCGGCUUUUGUCGUUGAACUGGGCUGCGGCUGCGGGUUGGUGGGCUUCACGUUGGAUGCUGCUCUCCACACCAGAAUGGCCGCCGCGGCACAAGAGCACGCCUCGGCCCCGAUGAGAGACAGCUCUCCAUCGGCCUCGGUCUCUCUUAUCUUUACAGACGCCUCAGAGGACUGCUUAGCCCUGGUGCGGCGCAGUGGCCGGCUCGCUGGGCGACCAGUGCGCGACUUGGACGCCACACCUUCUGAUGCCCCACAGCAGCGACACGACUUCGCUUCUCCUACUGAUGUUCGUCUCUCGACUCUGCGUCUUACGUGGAGUGACGAGGGUGUGAAAGCAUUUCAAAAGAAACUUCCAGCCUCUACUGGCGCGCCCGUGCAGCUUGUUCUGGGGUCAGACCUCAUGUACUACCGCGUCGACGUGGAUGCCCUCGUGUACACGGCAAAGUCGUUGCUGCUGCUGCCCGCUGCGUGCCGGUUGCCUUCCCUCGCGCAGGCCACCGACGCAUCCAGCGGCUUCGUUGUGUUUGCGCAUUUCAUGCGCAUCCCAGAUGGGCAGCGCACGCUCGCCACCGUCGCGAGAGAGCGGCACGGCAUGGCGAUUGCCGCUAUUCCGCUGUCGGCGUUUGUCGAUACGUCGACGGUUCGUUUUCGCAGCUGGAGCGGAGUGGAACUCGUGCUCCUAGGCCUUCACUCGCCCAACGCUGUGGCGGCUCCAAGUGGAGGCAGCGGCAGCGGUAACAGUACGGCAGGGAGAGCGGCGGCGGCGGCGGAGGAUUUGAAUUAUCUGAAAGCGCUUCUCGAGGCCCGUGGGACGGCGUGGGAGAGGCGUUGUGCUACGGCGUCACGUCAAGCCCGUGCCCUCGCCGCGACUCUCCAGCCCUACCCCAGUUCUGUGCAGGCGACAAGCAGCGUUAACGGGGUGGGUGGUGACGCUGCAGCUGCGGACGCCGUCGAGGAAGCCGCCUUUCUUCAUCUUCUCCUCUAA